CAGCUCCUAACCUUCUUUGGAUAACCAGUACUGGUAGAAGCAGCUGUUGGCUUGACUGGACGCUACUUUCAUACCAGUCUCUGGUCAAGCUGUCUACCGAGCGACAAAAUUCGGAUGCCUUCACAAGGAGCAAAAGACUCCCCUCUCGAGACAGAGUUUCUGUCUGGGUGGUGCAUUAUUCAAGCCAGCUCGGACACUAUUAUUUCCGGUCCUUCCGUAGAGGUUGUAUCCCUGGAAGAAGCGGGGCCGGCGGCGCGUGUUAGUGCUACUAAGAUCACGGAACACUAUGAUGCUUCUGGAAAGAAUGGUGAAUUGGAGACGUUACGGGAAUGUCUCGCCUACGAGAAAAGCGGCGAAGAAUGGCUUGCGGAAGCGGAUUCCUCAGGAGGCAUUGGAUGCAUCCCCAUGUCGCGAGAACAGGACCCUGUCGAUUUUCCGGUGGAUGAGGCGACCAUGGUGCCUCUUCGCGAGCAUUGUACAGACGGCUCAAAUCCCCCACUUCCUUCGAACUCACCGUCAGUCUCAGGAUCAGGAACAUUUAUGAAUCCUUUUCGACACUGGAUAGAUUCCACGGGACGAUUCCGUGUUGAGGCGAAGUUUGUAGGGGUCGGGGGAGGUGAAGCAUGCCUUCAUAAAAUGGAAGGAGGCACCAUCGUAGUCCCUCUUUCCAAGUUGUCUAUCCUGGAUCAGGAUUACAUAAGGGCCGUAGCAGGACAUAAUGAAGUAUUUCCAGCGGUCCCAUCUUCGAACGAAUUGAUUCAAGAACGGUUGCCUUGGUUGUCCGAGAUGCAAUCAACCACUCCGGUGCAUGAAGCUGAUUUCCGAGUGUGGUGCGACCCAACUGGAAACUUCCGUGUGGUAGCGAAAUAUCUAGGCAUGAGCGACUCCAACGUUCGGCUACAUAAAGCUAACGGGGUCAUCAUCAAUGUGCCUCUCUGGAGGAUUUGUUCUGCGGAUACGGAUUAUAUACGUAGGAUGCAUUCUUAGCCCCGCCUGAUGUGGCGUUCUUUCUUGCGGAUCCAGCCCGUAGUAUCCUCACUGCUCCACGAUUGUAUUUGACUGUGCUGGGGUCUGAGAUCCAUUUGCGUCCUAGAAGGUUCAUGCCAUUAUGGACUCAGGCUUUUGCUAGUCACAUGGAAGUCC
Messenger RNA from Cantharellus anzutake, 1143 nucleotides. RefSeq names its product SLA1 homology domain 1, SHD1-domain-containing protein. The record is from RefSeq and is a predicted model, not a curated record. The coding region runs from base 115 to 987 and encodes 290 amino acids. NCBI's taxonomy places the organism in Eukaryota, Fungi, Basidiomycota, Agaricomycetes, Cantharellales, Hydnaceae. Gene Ontology annotation, molecular function: identical protein binding; protein-macromolecule adaptor activity; ubiquitin binding. The transcript is spliced from 5 exons.